Messenger RNA from Drosophila busckii, 1583 nucleotides. RefSeq names its product r2d2 (gene r2d2). The transcript is spliced from 2 exons. The coding region runs from base 72 to 1043 and encodes 323 amino acids. Lineage: Eukaryota; Metazoa; Arthropoda; Insecta; Diptera; Drosophilidae. The record is from RefSeq and is a predicted model, not a curated record.
GAUUAAACGACACGAUUUCAUCGAACUUUGAAAUAUAUAUUUAUAUGUAAACACAAACGUUACAAGCUUACAUGGAAAACAAGUCGUCCGUCUCCGCUCUGCAGGAAUUCUGCGCCCAAACUAAAACUGGUUUGCCUGUUUAUGAUUACAUUGACGGUGAAGAGGGCGGCUAUAUAUGCAAAGUAACGCUUAUGGAUGUGGAAGCUUACGGAAAUGGUCGCUCCAAGCGAGAUGCCAAGCACUUGGCUGCAACCAACAUAAUGCGCAAGCUGCGUAAGUUGCCCGGCUUUGAAAACUUUGGUCCCGCAGCCGAUGAUGCCGGUGGCGGCGGCGGCAGCGGCAGCGGCAGCAUGGACACUGUUGUAAACGAGCUAACAAAUAUGAAUCGCGAUAUGUUGAAGGAGCUGCGCGACUAUUGUGUGCGCCACGAUAUGCCAUUGCCCACAAUUGAGAUAGUGCAGCAGAGCGGUACGCCGAAUGCUCCUGAAUUUGUUGCUUGCUGCUGCGUAGCGUCCAUUAAGCGCUACGGCAAGUCAGAUAAGAAAAAAGAUGCACGCCAGCGUGCAGCCAUUGAAAUGCUUUGUGUUAUAUCACAGGAGAAGCCAAGCCUACAAGCAAACAACAGUCAGCUGGUGAGCGUUAAUGCAGAAGUGCCACUAGAUCUGUGCUCUAACUUUGAGGAUGAGGAAACCGAGCGCAGGCGCAAAUUUAAAACAUUCCGCGAGCUAACUGAUGCUGGCGGCGAUGAAAACGCAUCCAUUAAACUCUGCGAUCGUCACAACUACUUUAAGAGCUUCUAUCCGGAACUUAAGGAGAAGGCCUGGGAAGCGCUCAGGUCAACGGAGUUUACUUCAACAAAGGGAAAGGCAGAGGCUGUACUUGCUGCACUGAAACUCAAGCCGCGCGUUACCACGCUGCCGGCCAAGUCCAUGGAGCCCUUGCUGCAAAUUGAGCUCAACUGUGAAUACGAUUGUUUGUUUAUGGGCUUGGAGAGUCAGAUUUACGGUCAAAUAUGUGAUUACUUCGUAGACAUGUUAGUUUAAACUGCCAAAGUCAUGCUCAUAUGUAUAUUUUCAUUAUAUCAUAACAUUUACGUUAACUAAUGCUUAAAAUUAAUUAAAUACAUGUUUCAAAACAAUUUUUAUAAUGCACAUGAAUUACAGUAGAUGAUGCGCGGCAUUUGGAAACUGCUAAAGUACAUUUUCCAGUCAGCAAAGCAAAUAUACAUACAUAUAUUUAUUUGUUUAUAUUCUAUACGUUUACAAUUAUAGUAUGCUCCCAGCACAGUUUCAAAUUACCGUUGGUCUACUGUAUAAAAUAUUUGAAUAUGCGUCACUUAGCUUAACACGGUGAGUAAUAAAAAUACAUUUUGUAAAUUUUGAAAGCGAUAGUUAAGGUCGACGUCGUUAUCUGUUAACUUUUGUACAAUUCGAGGAAAUGAAACCGCAUUAACAAAUAAUUUACCUUAUUCAUAAACUUAUAUAUGGGUGUAAAAGAUUUGUACUUAACAAUAACAAGAUUGCAAGCUUAAUAAAUAUAACGGGUAAUCCCCCACAAUUUCAAUGUGAUUGCAACAAAUGUUU